Molecule: messenger RNA, 1398 nt
Organism: Penicillium concentricum
Lineage: Eukaryota; Fungi; Ascomycota; Eurotiomycetes; Eurotiales; Aspergillaceae
Product: SET domain-containing protein
Exons: 2
Coding region: 1-1398 (465 amino acids)
Molecular function (GO): protein binding
Source: RefSeq, a predicted model, not a curated record
AUGGGUGUCUACACGGGCUUUGACAUGGUUCCACGCCUAUCACAAGUGCUGGUAGACAAACACAAUUGGGAAAGAUUCUUGAGCUGCAUCAGAGAGCGUUACCAAAACGACGAUCAAGUCGAAGUGAGGCCUAACUACAUUGCGUUCAAGUCCGACCCAAACCUGCUGCUUCCAUUUGAAUGUCACAAGUUCUUGCGUUUUGGCGCAACGAUCUCGAAUGAGGACUCCGGUGGGUUGAAGAACUACAUCGAUACUGUUAGCCGGGUAGCCGGUGCCUGGUUCGGAUCGAGAGCUUAUUGCUGGGAUGAGAGCUCAGGGAUACCGGGUCACUAUAGCUGGGACGACGUGAAACGCUCGAUUAGAUCGUACGAGCAGAUCGACGAACCGAAAAUACCUGCCACCUUAGCCGGAUUUAUGGUCAGUGCCAAUCCAAUCAGUAAGCUCAAUCCACUUUACGAAAUACAACCAGUGCCGGGGAAGGGACAAGGCCUCGUCGCACGCUUCAACAUUGUGAAAGGACAAUUGAUAAUUUCAGAGAAGCCGUUGUUCACAACCUCCAACGUUACAAGUGCAAUCACGAUGGAAAAACAAAUUGCGAUAGAACUGCGAAAGCUACCAAAGGACGCUCAACGCCAGUUUCUUUCCUUGCAUAACAACUUCCCGGGAAAGCAGCCGUUCAGUGGCAUUGUCCGAACAAACGCUCUACCAUGCGGCGCUGAAUCUUCCAUUGGAGGCAUCUAUCCUACCAUCUCGCGGAUCAACCACAGCUGUCUGCCUAACGCACAUAACAGCUGGGAUAGUGCUUCGGGACAUGAAAAUAUCUAUGCCGUUCGAUUCAUUAGGGCGGGAGAUGAGGUCACUAUCCCAUACGACCAUGGGGGUCCCUCAGACGAGCGACGUAGUCAUCUAAAGGAUGCAUUCGGCUUCGAUUGUGAUUGUCGCACCUGCUCAAGACAACCGGAGGAGCUACAGCAGAGUGACGAGCGCCGGCGCCAGAUCCAGCUCCUUGACGCCGCGAUUGGUAAUGGGUCCCGGGUGCUGCAAACCCCCAAGGGCUGCCUCAAAGACUGUCAGGCCCUUCUCCAAAUCCUUGAGGAAGAGUAUGAAGGUAGUCCAGGUGCUCAUCUUACAAGGCUUUACUAUGAUGCAUUCCAGAUCAGCAUCGUGCACGGCGACCAAGCGCGAGCUAGAGCUUUUGCAGAGCGGUCAUACAAAGCAAGAGUGGCUGCUGAGGGAGAGAACAACCCGGAAACAAAAAGGAUCCAGAGGCUGAUGGAAGAUCCAACAAGACAUAACAGUUUUGGAUUGUCAAUGAAAUGGAAGAGUUUGAAGGACCAGGUGCCUCGGGAGUUAGGUUCGGAUGAGUUUGAGAAGUGGUUGUGGAGACAGGGCAAAUAG